AUGGCGGCACAUCAAGUUAUUGACAAAUUAUUGACGAAUUUGACCAAACUAGGCUGUCCCAUUGGGCAAAAAUUACAACCUGCCAGUCUAGAAUGGCUGUUUGAAGAAGAUUCCAUGCUAUCUUUCCUUGCUUGGCUAGCCGAUAGUGUCGAUAAUAACAAUGUACUAAGUUCUGAAGAAAAAGAUAGAUUUGAGAAACUUGUGACAGAAAAGGGAGAGAAAGUCUUAAGGGGAAGAGAUUUAGAAGCUGCAUUACAAACUAUUGACCAAACCGACCAAGAAACCCAAAUAGACGAAAGCGAAGAUCUUCUAAGGGCCGAUUUACAUGCAUUACGUAAGGAAAUUGCUACAGCGAAGGCAUACAAGGCUAAAAUUAUCAAUCACAGGAAUGCUUUGAAUAUUCACCAAAUUUCACUCUCCCAUAAAUUGGAUCCCCUGGUAGACUUGAAUAAUUUGAAAAGGCAAGAAAAUAACAACAUAGCACAAGAAAAUGAGGAAGCAAAUAAAAAAGUAAAUAAGAGUCUACAGAUGAUUACGCAGAACGUUCGUUCGCUAGCGCAGUUAUAUGAUGCAGAUAAUCCGCCAUUCCUUUAUCAGCAAUCUUUAUCUGAUUAUCAUGCAAGUACUGAAAAAUUUUUAAGGACUCUAACUAAUUUUAUCAAAAAGCAAUUUUUCGAGGGUAUUUCAGAGAUUGUUGGCCCUGAAAAUGAAUCCUAUUACCAGUUACUUGAUAUCAAUAAUCCAUUGGAGGAAUUAUUAAGAGGAAAGUCUGAAGAACGGUAUUCCCAGGAGCGUCAAGAGCUAUCUAGAUUACAACAAAUAUAUCCAUUGAGCAAAUUACAACAAAUUAAGGCAAAGGCACGCUUAAGUGGUAUUCAAAGCGCUAUCAACUUUGCGAAAGUACAACUUGGAUCACAUGAGUUCCUCCUUCAGCGAAAUGUAGUCUUUCUAAGGCAGUUGGAAAAGGAAAAGAGUGAGAUCCUCCAUCAGAUUCGUGACGAUAUUAAUACCAUACAAAGUACAUCCCUGAGCAAUGCCCUAAAACGGGAAGCUCGCUUAAUCGACACUCCAAUAUUACGAGGAGAUUAUGAUCUCAAAAUUGCGCGUCAGAACUACUUCACUUCCAAACAAGAUGAGGUGAUAAACAAAUUAAUGUUUUUACGUUCAUAUCCGUCCAAUACCAAGCAGGAAGAGCCCAACGCCUUCAUCACAUACGCUUCGCUUGUUGAUGCUGUAGGCAAUUUAAAUCGCCUCGUUUCUUCCUUUAGUGUUGCAUUAACUUCAUUCGAAUCUCACAACGAAGAAAAAUUGCGACGAUGCCUACUUAGUUGUACUAGCCUGGAAGAUAAGAUUUUCUCUGGAAAUCGCACAACUAAAAAUUUGCAGCUAUCACCAAAGCAAAUCUUAGAUAAUUUAACGGAAAUUGAAGAAUUAUUAUUGUCUCUCGAAAAAACUCUCAAAGAAAUUAUAUCCGAUUUUGACAAAAAGAAAAAGGUUUUACAAGCUGAUCAAUAUGUUGCUUUUGAGCGACGAAUAUUUGUUUUAUUUUUGACUGAUUCCAAUCAAUUACAAAAGUACGUUGCCGAGCUGAAAGAACGGGUUGCUGCACAGAGGAUCAUUUAA
This is a messenger RNA of Trichoplax adhaerens, 1623 nucleotides long. RefSeq lists its product as uncharacterized. Bases 1 to 1623 code for a protein of 540 amino acids. Gene Ontology annotation, cellular component: centrosome; HAUS complex; mitotic spindle. The record is from RefSeq and is a predicted model, not a curated record. The transcript has 16 exons. NCBI's taxonomy places the organism in Eukaryota, Metazoa, Placozoa, Uniplacotomia, Trichoplacea, Trichoplacidae. Gene Ontology annotation, biological process: centrosome cycle; spindle assembly.